GGGAAGCUCGAGGUCAAGGAGUUAAUACCCUGAAGUAGGAGGUGAGAGGGGACUAGGAAACCGGAUUGCUUGUAGGAGGGUGGCUGAUGUAGAAAUACAUUAAUUUAUGUGUAUAUAAUUGGAUGACAGAGAGCUUUGUUGUCUGACAUUGAGGAAGAGUGUUUUAAGAUGGUAAGGGAGAGCAUGCUCCCUUGUCUUGUAAGGUAAAGCAAAGCAAUACAAGGCAAGGUAGAUUAGAUAAUUGAAGCUCUACUGGUUUCCUCACAUCAUCUCCAUCAAUCAUCCACCAUUCAUAUGUCUAUCUCUUUAGUCUUUGUAUAGGCUGGAGUUUACUGCAACAAGAAAGGCAUUAGCACAUAUGUCAAAUUUGUGAUUCAUUGCCAAAUUUCUGUGGCACAAAAAAGUAUUAGCAGGAGACAGACUUUUUACUACAAUGUCAACCAUGUCAUACAAUCCUCAUUCUUCUUCGUAUCCUUGUUCUGAUUGGCUUCUCCAUAAUUCAGCUGUGGACAUGCAAGCCCAUCAGCAGCAGCAGCAACAGCUGUUUUUUUGGGAACCCAGUUUUGUUGUGGACUUGGAUAGCUCUGCCAGCCCUCCUAGUGAUAAAAUCAGUCGCCUUGCAACAAUACCCACAAGCCAAUACACGGCUUUUUGGGAUUAUGGAAGAUUUUAUCACAAGCAGCAAUCUAUUAGCCCUUUAAUUUUAAGGUCCAGUGAGCGAGACUGCUUUGAAAAUAAGAGCAUGGGAUAUUCAUAUAGUGAUGGUCUGACAUCCAUGUCUACUGUCACGGAAGAAAAAUGUGUUCUUGAUGGUUUGUAUCAGGGAUUUGAUGAGGAAGAAGGAAUUGUCCCAAGCAAGGCCUUUGAUGAGCUCACAAUCCCUCUAUAUUUCGAAGAUGGUAUGGAGGAUAUUCCCUUUUUAGUCACCGCCCAAGCUAGCUGCAGCCCUUCUGAUCAUUCAGAUGCUGUCGGAUCCAGCAGCUCUGUUAGCUUGCACUCACCUCUGGACCAAUUUAGCAGCGAGUUUAGAGAAUGCCCAUCUGAAUUGCAGGCCAUUUUAGGUCCCCCAGAGCCCCCAGUAGCCCACGAGGACCUUGUUGAAAUCCUCAUCAAAUGUGCAGAGGCCUCCUCAGAAGGACAACAUGAUAUCCUGCACUCUCAUCUUGCGAAGCUUCAAGAGUUAUCUUCUCCAUUUGGAGAUCCCCUGCAAAGGAUAUCCUUCUAUGCAAGCGAGGCUCUGAAGAAGAACAGCUUCAAACAGGGGAGAAUCGAGGAGAAAACUGAUGAGAAGUCUUGCCUGGAGCAUGAUUUAGCUCACCAAGCCUUGUAUCAGCUUCUUCCAUAUCACAAAUUUCUUCACUUCACUAGCAACCAGGCAAUACUUGAAGCUAUAGGGGGUGCCUCUCAUGUUCAUAUCAUUGACCUGAAGAUCAGACAGGGCUUACAGUGGCCCAGCUUCAUACAAUCUUUGUCCCUCAGACCUGGAGGACCCCCGAAGCUGCUCAAGAUUACAGCCAUAGGAAACCAUGAGCAGAGAUUGAAGCAGACAGGAAGGCGUUUACACGAGUUUGCUCAAUCAGUAGGGAUUGAAUUAACCUUUCGCCCAUUGAUUGCGGAAAUGGAAGAACUGGAAGAAUCUGCCUUCAAUAUAGAAGCCCAUGAAACUGUAGCCGUGAAUUGCUCUGUAGUGCUCAACAAAAUGCUCUGCAAAUCAGGUAAAAUCCAUGGGCUCUUGGCAUUGUUGAGAAGGUUAAAUCCUGUGAUCCUUACCGUAAUGGAAAUUGAAAGCAAUCAGAAUAUGCCCUCCCUUGUGGCCCGGUUCCUGCAGUGUCUUAUUUUCCUCAGGGCCGUGUUCCACUCCAUUGAAGCUUCCAUGGAAAGAAAUAACCCUGAAAGAAUUCUGAUUGAGAGAGUUUGCAUUGCACCCAAUAUCGCUAGUGUUCUUGUGGACGACAAGGAGAAUUCACUUAGAUAUGCCUGCAUCGAUAGUUGGCGAAAGUUUCUUCGCCAUUCAGGCUUUAAGGAUUCCCCCCUCAGUCAUUACAGCCAAUGCCAGGCUAAUCUCUUGUUGGGUUUGUAUUCAAAUGACUCCUUCAAGCUCCACCAAGAUGGAUUUACUAUAACUCUUGCAUGGCAAGAUACUCCUAUUGUUUCAGUCUCUGCAUGGAAAUUAUAAUUACAUGCAGGAAAUAUUCUUCAAGGGAGGAUGAACUUGUAUUCUUCGUAGUAAUUAAUAUUGUCAGUUGAAAUUAUCUUUUAAGAAAAGCCUUGCGAUAUAACAUACCCAGUGCCAGUUGCAGAUCAACUCCUCUAAAGGUGGAUACCAAAGGGCGAGGCCUGAAUGGUUUAAAGAAAUAGGUCUUUUGAAACCUAUUUUCUGAUUCCGUAUUCUAAUUGUUUGUAAGUCUAUUGCCCGAUCGGGAGACCCUCUUCUGGCACUAGGAACUAAAAAUAAUCUUUUGUUCUGCACUUAUGUAGGAGGAAUUGCAAGAAAAUACUGCAAACGGACAGAUUGCAAUGUGCAUUCAUCUAGCUUCCCCUGCAUAUUACUGUGUAUGAUUAUAGAUUAGCUUAGUUAAAGAUAUUUCUGUAUACUAGGGUUGGACAAGUGCAUAGUGUAAAAAAAAGCAAUUGCACUUGCGCUUACUUAGAAGCAAGCAUGAUCUCUGCAAAUGUACAUUUCUUUCCUCCACAGAUGAUUCAAGAUUUAGAAAUUAUUGAUGUAAGCCUAAGAAGCAAGGCAUUCAGUGUUGUCUCUCAUGCUAAUUUCCUUCAUAAAUGAAAUUUACAAGUAUUGUUCACAAGAGUA
Cryptomeria japonica (Japanese cedar) is the source of this 2809-nucleotide messenger RNA. RefSeq names its product GRAS family protein RAM1. Bases 434 to 2176 code for a protein of 580 amino acids. Gene Ontology annotation, molecular function: sequence-specific DNA binding; DNA-binding transcription factor activity. Lineage: Eukaryota; Viridiplantae; Streptophyta; Pinopsida; Cupressales; Cupressaceae. Gene Ontology annotation, biological process: regulation of DNA-templated transcription. The record is from RefSeq and is a predicted model, not a curated record. Gene Ontology annotation, cellular component: nucleus. The transcript has a single exon.